Messenger RNA from Peronospora matthiolae, 144 nucleotides. The record is from the annotation of a GenBank genome assembly. Lineage: Eukaryota; Oomycota; Peronosporomycetes; Peronosporales; Peronosporaceae.
AUGAAGCAACAACUUGAAGCUGAGGUGGACGCGAGAGAUGCACGAGGACGUCAGCGAAAGAGAGAUCCGAAAACAGUCAAGAGCGUUGUACAGGACUGGCGACUGGAAGUGCGAGCGUCAGGGAGCAAAACUUUGCAAAGUUAG